AGAUACACCGCUGAGCCAAAAGUGUAUUUCUUAAUAGCACAAGUGCUAUUACAGUCUAUCUGACUAUGAGUGGUAUUACCACCUCAUAACAGUUUUCAUCAUGCCUUCUAAGAACGGGUGCCCGACUACGAGUCAGAUUAUAGCGACCACCUAUAUUACUCACGACUGUCGUUCUAAGAAUAGCGAGGUGAGUAGCAUAAUACAGCUGCUCAUGUAAUGUAACUGAACAAGUUUAUACUCCGCCGACUUAUCCCCAGGUGCGUAUGUUGUAUAUAACAUCUCCCAAUUUCCCACAAAAGCAGCUUCACGUCGCGGUGUAUUUCGAGGGUUCCAUCACAGAUCUAGUAAAAGCCAUGCAGCAAGAAAACACGCAUUCGGGGUCCGCAGAAGAGUUGACUACACGUACCCUUUCAGGUGAUAUCAUUCUCGCUAUCGCUAAACAUGUGCGUGAAAUAAAAGCGACCGUCCGUUUAUCAGGAACAUGUCGCUUCUACCAUGGGCUUCUCGACCCAUUCAUCUAUAGGGCUGACAUGCUUAGGGCGAAGCGAUCAUACCUUCAAAGUAGGCAAGUAGUAGGUCGGCGAACGGUAGCCGAGAAGAUAGCCCUUCAUUGGGCUAUUGCGCAAGCCGAUGAUAGAACUCGCAUGACUGUGGCUCAGAAGUCUAUUAAGGCAGCGCUAAAGUACUGGCCGGAAUGCUUCGAAGUUACUGAUUGGGACGGGGCUCGCAUGACACCACUUCACCUGGCAGCCAAGCAUGGCGUAGAGGACAUAGUUCGGGAGCUUACAGAAGCCUACGGCCCCGUUGAUAUGGAAGUCAAGGUGAAGUCCAAUCCAAACUUUACCCUUCGCACAUAUAAACUCGCUGAGCCUCGGCGGUUCACUGUCAUUCCUCUCUCUGCGGCCAUUAUAUACGGGCACGUAGGCGUUGCCGAGACUUUAGCUCGUCUUACAGGCGAAUUGGAGGAGUGCGAGACGAAAAGGGGGAUUUUAUCACCACUAAGGUUGGCAGCCCUGCACAAAAUGCCAUCAGUUAUCAAAAUACUGCAAAGUCGAGGUUUCAAAGUUGGAGCACACAGGGGUUUGGUAUACGAUAAAGGUCUGACCUCCCUUCACUUCGCAGCCGCUGAAGAUAACAACGAGGAGACUCUUCAAUUAUUGCUCGAUACCGGCUACAGCCUUGACUAUGUCAACCAUGGAGGGUGGACUGCUUUCGAGACCACAUUGGAAUUUCGAUGCCUAGCAAAUGCCGUGUUCCUCGUCAAGGAUCUUUCAAUGGGGGAAAAGCUGAAUAUUGCCAAUCACAAUUUCGGUCGCCUUUUGAAGACGGACGUUUUUUUGCCCGUAACUAAAGCAUUGUUGGAAGGUACCAAAAUCCACCGGAAGCAGGCUCGUCGGCACAAGAGCGCCAUGCGAAGGGUUAUCAAAAAAAUCAGGGGGCUUGAGGAGGCGCAAAAGACGAUGAAUUUCUUAAUGACUCACCCAAGCAUCAAUUUCCCGAAAAAUAUGCAUGAGCGCUUGGCUGAGAUGACAAAUAAAGCUAUUGAAUACCAAAAGGCUCGAGAGAAAUUUUUAGAAGAUCUAAGGGCGCCCCAGUAUAGAUGGCAUAGAGGAGGAGGAUAGCUACAAUGACGAUGAUGACGAUGGGUCCGUAAGCCCCUAAAGAGAAAAAGUCAUGUGACCUGGCGUCGCGUCUCUGUGAUGUCAGACGAGGGGCAGACGCGCCCUUUGAAUGACAUGGCGUAUUGAGUC
Molecule: messenger RNA, 1751 nt
Organism: Daldinia caldariorum
Lineage: Eukaryota; Fungi; Ascomycota; Sordariomycetes; Xylariales; Hypoxylaceae
Product: ankyrin
Exons: 2
Coding region: 264-1622 (452 amino acids)
Molecular function (GO): protein binding
Source: RefSeq, a predicted model, not a curated record